AUGGAUUUGUUCCGCGUUCAAUUAACUCGUGAAUUAACUGGUCUUGAAAAACUUCUUUGUUUACAUGGAAAUUGGUUUACAAUAGCGCAUGUUGCAUGUUUAACAGGUGAUCAAACAAUUUUAAUAUCAAACACUGAUUAUGUUAUACGUCAGUUAUUGAAGCGUCAUGAUCGACUCCGUUCACGUCUACAAAUUCAACGCGAUCACACCAAUUUAAUCAAUGAAAUACCUUUAUUGGAAACACUUGAAUAUGAUGAUAAAUUAUUUUCUAAUCCAGAAAUACUAAAGCUAUUCUAUCGAAUUAUUUAUACGGAUGAUGUAAAUGAAUGGAAACAAUUUACAGAAGAUGAAUGCAAUAGAAAUGUUUAUAAUGAAGAAUUGACGAUGAUUUUUCCAUUAUUCCACGUCUUAUUCGUUCUGAGAAAGGUCGAACAUGAACAGUUUCAUAUGAUAUUAUUCAGUAAUCAUUGUAUAUCUGAUGGUCAUAGUGGAUACAGUAUUCUUAACGAUUUUCUAACAUUAACAACGUCAACAUUAAAACGCGAAGAAUUAGUCAAUCAAAUAAUCCUGCCACAUAUCACUGAUCUCACUCCAAAACCUUUUGGCAUCUUCUUCAAUUUGAUUUCUUUCUUCGCUCAAAAGUUUUAUUCUUAUCUAUUUAAAAGUCAUUUGCCAAAAAUUCCCAUCAAAAGCACAUUUCUAUCCCAACAAAAAGAUCACCGUUAUCUACUAUUUCAACCAAUUAGGAUAAAAUUUUUGUUUUCUUCUAGUACAAACGAGCAUUAUGAACAAUUAAAAGAGGUGUGCCAUAGAAGACAACUAACAUUACAUGGCCCCUUAUACGCAUGUCUCCUAUUGACUAUUCAUCAAUGUUUUCUAUUAAAAAAACGGACGAAACAAAUAACUAUAAAUGACUCAUUAGAACAGUUUGAUAUUGAGUUAGAUUAUGACAUGCGUUUACGAGUACCGCAAUCACCUUUGACUAAACACUCCGUCGGUUGUUUUAUAGCUGUUGCAACGAAUCAUAUAGGCCAGGUUCCUUUACAUACAACAUUUUGGUCAUUCGCUCGUCAAUGUUUGACGAUAACUACCAAAGUUUUGGAAAAUUAUGAAGUUUACUUGAAUUUGCAUAUAAUGAAAAAUAUUAUUGAUGAUACAAAAACAUUUUCCAAAGUAACAACACAACAUUGUCCAAAUGGAAUUAUGGCAGAAAUGAGUUUUUCAAAUGUUGGAAAAUAUUCUUUUGACACCAGUGUGUACAAAGAUAGACUUCAUCUUCGUAGUGUUCAUGUGGUGAAUAAUGGCUCAAUUUAUCACACGUCAACAAUUGCUUUUGUGUCAUGUGUCGAACAACUUGAUUUUAGUUUAGCUCACGAAAUGGAACAUGAACAAGAUGCGCACGUAUUUUUAGAGCGAUAUGUGAAAUUAGUUGAACAAUGUCCAUUGUUUGAUGAGAAUAUUACUUUAUACGAUAUUUUAUGUGAAUAA
Messenger RNA from Didymodactylos carnosus, 1488 nucleotides. NCBI's taxonomy places the organism in Eukaryota, Metazoa, Rotifera, Eurotatoria, Philodinida, Philodinidae. The record is from the annotation of a GenBank genome assembly.